Castor canadensis (American beaver) is the source of this 1970-nucleotide messenger RNA. It is a transcript of the gene Gdpd2, whose product is annotated as glycerophosphodiester phosphodiesterase domain containing 2. The record is from RefSeq and is a predicted model, not a curated record. NCBI's taxonomy places the organism in Eukaryota, Metazoa, Chordata, Mammalia, Rodentia, Castoridae. Gene Ontology annotation, molecular function: glycerophosphodiester phosphodiesterase activity. Gene Ontology annotation, biological process: lipid metabolic process. Gene Ontology annotation, cellular component: plasma membrane.
AAAGCCCAGACUGGGAGGGGAAUAGGAGGAGGGACUGAGGAAUGGGGACGGCUGCACAAAGGAAUUCCUCACCCCAAGCCCCCUGACCGCCAGCGAGUAAAGAAGCAGAUCUGCUCUCCCUCCCAUUUGCUCCCUCCAGUCUUCUCACCGUGGCUGGGCUCUGGCCAUAGAGCAGCUGCAGGCCUUCGGAGAGGACCUACACAUCCUCCUGUAGGUGGCAACCGUAUCACCUGUGUGACUGGUAGGGCUGAGCCAAGGACUGGAGGAGGGAGGAGGCAGACAACUCUGGAGAGGUGGUGGAAAGCAGUGCAGAACAGAGAGCAGAGCUGCGCUGAGAAAAGGCCUUUACCAUGGCCGAGUCCCCUGGCUGCUACUCCAUCUGGGCCCGCUGCCUCCACUGCCUGUAUAGCUGCCACUGGAGGAAAUGCCCCAAAGAGAGGAUGCAAACCAGCAAGUGCGACUGUAUCUGGUUUGGCCUGCUCUUCCUCACCUUCCUUCUCUCCCUGGGCUGGCUGUACAUCGGGCUCAUCCUUCUCAAUGACCUGCACAACUUCAAUGAAUUCCUGUUCCGCCAUUGGGGACACUGGAUGGACUGGUCCCUGGCAUUCCUACUGGUCAUCUCUCUACUGGUCACAUAUGCAUCCCUGCUAUUGCUCCUGGCCCUGCUCCUGCAGCUAUGUGGACAGCCUCUGCAUCUGCAUGGUCUCCACAAGGUGCUGCUGCUUCUCAUUAUGUUUCUUGUGGCCACUGGCCUUGUGGGACUGGACAUCCAAUGGCGGCAGGAGUGGCAUAGCUUACGUCUGUCACUGCAGGCCACAGCCCCAUUCCUUCACAUUGGAGCAGUCGCUGGAAUCACCCUCCUGGCCUGGCCUGUGGCUGAUACCUUCUACCGUAUCCGCCCAAGAGGUCCCAAGAUUAUGCUUCUGCUCCUAUUUUUUGGUGUUGCCCUGGUCAUCUACCUGGCCCCCCUAUGCAUCUCCUCACCCUGCAUCAUGGAACCCAGAGACUUACCCUCCAAGCCUGGGCUGGUGGGACACCGAGGGGCCCCCAUGCUGGCCCCAGAGAACACCCUGAUGUCCCUGCGGAAGACAGCUGAAUGUGGAGCUGCUGUGUUUGAGACCGAUGUGAUGGUCAGCUCUGACGGGGUCCCCUUCCUCAUGCAUGAUGAGCAGCUGAGCAGGACCACGGAUGUCGCCUCUGUGUUUCCAGCCCGAAUCACAGCUCACAGCAGUGACUUCUCCUGGGCUGAACUGCAGAGACUCAAUGCUGGGGCCUGGUUCCUAGAGAGGCAACCUUUCUGGGGGGCCAAACAGCUGUCAGACCCUGAUCGGAAAGAGGCCGAGAAUCAGACAGUACCAGCAUUGGAAGAGUUACUGAAGGAAGCCGCGGACCUCAAUCUUUCCAUCAUGUUUGACUUGCGCCGACCUCCAAGAAAUCACACAUACUAUGACACUUUCGUGAACCAGACUUUGGAAACUGUGCUGAAUGCAAGGGUGCCCCAAGCCAUGGUCCUUUGGCUACCAGAUGAAGAUCGGGCUAAUGUCCAGCUACGGGCACCUAGAAUGCGCCAGAUAUAUGGACAGCAGAGAAGUAACAAAACUGAGAGGCCUCAGUUUCUCAACCUGCCCUAUCAAGACCUACCACUAUUGGAUAUCAAGGCACUGCACCAGGAUAAUGUUUCAGUGAACCUAUUUGUAGUGAACAAACCCUGGCUCUUCUCCCUGCUCUGGUGUGCAGGGGUGGAUUCAGUCACCACCAACGACUGCCAGCUGCUGCAGCAGAUGAAUUACCCCAUCUGGCUUAUUCCCCCUCAAACCUACUUAAUGAUGUGGAUCAUUGCCAAUUGUGUCUCUACCCUGCUGCUUUUCUGGACCUUCCUUCUCCAGGGGAGAUGCGCUAAGGAAAGAGAGAGAACUGGCUUAGAAACAGCAGUGCUGUUGAACAGAAUCAACAAUUUCAGCUCAGAAUGA